Molecule: messenger RNA, 1521 nt
Organism: Acanthamoeba castellanii str. Neff
Lineage: Eukaryota; Discosea; Longamoebia; Acanthamoebidae
Product: thioredoxin domain containing protein
Exons: 11
Coding region: 1-1521 (506 amino acids)
Biological process (GO): response to endoplasmic reticulum stress
Cellular component (GO): endoplasmic reticulum lumen
Molecular function (GO): protein disulfide isomerase activity; protein-disulfide reductase activity
Source: RefSeq, a predicted model, not a curated record
AUGCUGCUACUCCUGCUUGUGCUGCCACACGGCGGGUUUGCGCUUGCCACCACCGGCUCAGAAUCCGAAUUCACAACCGAUUCAGCUGAUGCGCUGGUCGAGCUGACGCAGGCCAACUUCAACGACUACCUCCGGAACAACGGCUGUGCUGACUGGCACGGGGUGUGCCAGCAGUUCGAGCCCACUUGGCGCGCACUCGCAGAGGAGCUGGCCGGCAAACUGACGGUCGGGCGGAUCAACUUCAACGAGGAGCGCGAACUCACGGAACGCUUCGGCGUGACCACCCUGCCCACCUUCAAAUUCAUUUACGGGGAUGGGAUUGCGGUGGACUACAAGGGCGAGCUCAACGCCACCCAAAUCGCGAACUACGGCCUCACUCUUCUCCGCCCGCAGGUGCUGACACUGGCGACGCCGGACGACCUGUCGCGCUUCGCUCUACCCUACUCGGCCUUCAUUCUCUUUCACCAGCCACACGACUCGUCCGCCCUGGCGGCAUUCGUGGACGGCAUCCGACCAUUCGUCGAGGCCGAGGGAGUGCUCUUCGCCCGCUCGCACUCCCUCGAGUUCGCCCGGGACCUCCUCCGCGGUGAUGAUGACGACGAUGCGUUGCCGCCGCCGCUGCCGUUCGCGGUGGUGGUCAAGGAUUGGGACCGACGCCCGGGCGUGGCCGCGCGCGUGCGGCCCGUGGUGGCCGGCGACACGAAGGGUCUGGUGGCCUUCUUCGAGGAGCACUGGAUGCCGCUUCUCCCGCGGCUCGAGGCCGCCUCGUUCCGCCUGCAGGAGCUGCAGCACCAGCCGGGCGCCCUCGGCGUCGUCAUCGCCGUCGGCCCUGGCCUCCAGUUGCGUGCCACCCGCAUUCCUCUCAUUCCAUUCAUACUAUUCUUGGACGUGGUGCGGCAGGUGGCACACGAGUACGGGCUGGCCCAUAGCAACGGGGGAACGCCGCCCAGGCUGGCCUUCUCGUGGGUCGAAGGCCCGCAGUACCAGCAGUGGUUGAGCGACUUUGGGGUGGGCGAGCACCAGUUCGGCUCGCACGUGUUCGUCCUCGAUUCCUUGCGCAAAUCGUACUAUCCGGGCGUGGGCGUACAUUCGGCCGACGACCUCCGCGACUACCUUCAGCGCAUUCAAUCCGGAUACAUCACAAAAGCUGAUCCGCUCGCACAGGCGCAGAAGAUGGCGCAGCACAAACCCAAGAAGGGCCUGGCACACAAGGAGCUGGGCGUGCUGGCCGUGGUGGAGGACUGGGUGAACCGACUCGAGCUGCCCGAGUGGUGGAGGCCCAGCCGGUGGACCGCCGUGUCGGAGGCGUCGCCCAACGCGGCCAUGUACCUGAGCCUGGUCGCCGGGCUGGUCUUCUCGCUCGUCCUCCUGUGCAUCAACCGCGCCAUCAACGCGUCCCCGGCCACCAUCACCGCCGCCACCAGCCACGGCACAACCGCCACCGCCAACGCCCAGCCGGCGCCGGAGGCCUCCAGCGGCACGGACGGCCUCCGCAGAAGAAAGCAGGCUGUGGCGCAAUAA